Molecule: messenger RNA, 1557 nt
Organism: Coffea eugenioides
Lineage: Eukaryota; Viridiplantae; Streptophyta; Magnoliopsida; Gentianales; Rubiaceae
Exons: 3
Coding region: 1-1557 (518 amino acids)
Molecular function (GO): acetylglucosaminyltransferase activity
Source: RefSeq, a predicted model, not a curated record
AUGAAAGAUGUAGAAUCUGCUAGGAUUUUGUUACACUCCAUGAAGAACCAAAGUUCCAUUCUUGGUUGGCUGACAAAACUCAUGGCGUCCGUGAUUCUCGUUUCCUUCAUCACCUGCGUUAUUUACUACAUAAAGUUAUUGUGCCCCUUAGCCAUAUACAUCGAGACCCCUCUUCACAUCCAUGAUCUAGAAAAAUCUUCAUCAUCAUCAUCAUCGUCAUCGUCUCUGCAGACACAAUCUUACUCUAGUCAAAACAAGUCGAACGUCAGAGGAGUACAAGAGUCAGAAAACCCUGGAAAAACGCAGCUCCAUCACAUUGUUUUCGGCAUUGCAGCUUCAUCCCAUCUAUGGAAUCAACGAAAGAACUACGUAAAAUUAUGGUGGAGGCCGGGGGAGACGAGAGGGUUUGUUUGGCUCGACAAGACUGUAAGUACAGGUACUGAGGAUGACAAUUCUCUUCCAACCUUAAAAUUGUCGAGCGACACCACCAAAUUCAGGUACAAGAAUACGGAAGGUGAUCGAUCAGCAUUACGUUUAACCCGGAUUGUAUCUGAAACAUUAAGGCUGGGAUUGGAGGAUGUUAGGUGGAUUGUGAUGGGGGAUGACGAUACAUUCUUUGUUGCUGAUAAUCUUGUUAGAGUUUUAUCCAAGUAUGAUCACAAUCAGUUCUAUUAUAUUGGUAGCAAUUCAGAGAGCCAUUUGCAGAACAUUAGAUUUUCGUACAACAUGGCUUAUGGUGGUGGAGGUUUUGCCAUAAGCUAUCCCUUGGCCAAAGCUCUGGAAAAAAUUCAGGACAAUUGCAUACAAAGGUACCCGGAAUUGUACGGUUCAGAUGAUAGAGUCCAUGCUUGUUUGGCUGAACUUGGAGUCCCCCUGACCAAGGAGCUUGGAUUUCACCAGUUCGACUUGUUUGGCAAUGUGUUUGGCAUCUUGGCAGCACAUCCAAUUGCACCCCUAGUCUCUCUCCACCAUCUAGACUUGAUUCUGCCCAUCUUCCCAAAUGUAAACCAAGUUGAAGCGCUGCAGAGAUUGAAGGUGCCGAUGGAACUGGACUCUGCAGCGCUAGCGCAGCAAUCAAUAUGCUAUGACAAUGCUAGAAACUGGACUAUUUCGGUCUCAUGGGGUUAUGCUGUCCAGAUUAUCCGGGGUGUCGUCACCCCGAGGGAGAUGGAAUUGCCAGCAAGAAGCUUUGUCAACUGGUACAAAAGGGCCGAUGAAACUGGAUUCACCUUCAACACUCGAUCUCUCAACAAAAAUUCUUGCCAGAGACCCGCGGUGUAUACAUUGUCUGCGGCUCAUUACAAUCCUUUGACCAAUCAAACUGUUAGCCAAUAUGUCUACUACAAAAAAUCAGGUCAUCAGUGUGAAUGGAAGAUGGCUAAUCCUUCACAAAUUCGUAAGGUGGAAGUUUAUCAGAAGCCUAAUCCGUUCCUUUGGGAUAAGUCUCCUAGAAGAAAUUGCUGCAGACUUUUGGCUUCAGAAAAGAAAGAUACCAUGAUAAUUGAUGUUGGUGAAUGUGUAGAAGACGAAAUCAUUGAAAUGUAUAGCAGGAUAUGA